Plasmodium vivax (malaria parasite P. vivax) is the source of this 3702-nucleotide messenger RNA. RefSeq lists its product as hypothetical. Bases 1 to 3702 code for a protein of 1233 amino acids. The record is from RefSeq and is a predicted model, not a curated record. NCBI's taxonomy places the organism in Eukaryota, Apicomplexa, Aconoidasida, Haemosporida, Plasmodiidae. Gene Ontology annotation, molecular function: zinc ion binding; metallocarboxypeptidase activity. Gene Ontology annotation, biological process: proteolysis; protein side chain deglutamylation. The transcript is spliced from 2 exons.
AUGCUUUUUGAAGAUGAAGACAGUAGCAGUCGUCUUCACCAUUUUGAUUAUCAUAGGCCUGGCCCUGUUUAUUUACUUCGUUAUUUAGGCGUCGGUGGGGAAUGUGGGGGGCGAACGGGAGUAUGUGCCGAGGGGUGCGUUGAAGGGUCGGACAAAAGAGAGAGAAGCGAGGGGGAACUCCCAUUUGGUGUUAAUGACAACGGGGUGGUAAGAGAUUGCCCGGAGGGGAAUGAGGCAAAGUUGAAGUUGAGACUUCCCCAAGGGGGGGGGAGAAACCACGUGGGUAUAAGCGGCAGGAGUGGGCGCAGCAGCAGCCUGGAAGCGAACCAGCUGGAGCUGAUAUUUCACAAGUCGGCGAGGGCCAUUUAUGAAGGCACCAAUGCGCAGGUGGAAAUUCCCACAAUAGCGCGAGGUGGCUGGAAGGGGGGCUCUCCAUGCCCCCUGGGGGAGAAGAACCCAGCGAGGGAGACCCACUCUGAUGAUGUGGAGCCGGACAAGAUUCACAUCCAGGGGAUGACAAACCAGGGGAUGACGAAUAAGGGGAUGACGAAUAAGGGGAUGACGAAUAAGGGGAUGACGAAUAAGGGGAUGACGUACCGGGAGAACGUUCCACACAAAAUUGAGGAUUUGAAAAGCUUCCUAAUGGAGCGCCAGGAAAAUGUAAAUGAAAGAAAUCGGCAGCUCUUUAUGCAGACCAUGAGCAGCAUCGAUGAGACUUUGCAGUUGAACCAUUUGUGCCUUUGCCGGAAUGGCCGAGAGUUAGACCCCGCUUCGUUCGCCUGGCACGACUCGUUUGUGGGGCAAGCGUUGGGGAGGGCCUGCCCAGAGGGAGAGACCUUCCGAGGGGGGCAACUCCCCUCGUCACCCCCCGCAAGUUCGCCCAAUUUGUAUGAGAAGUUGAAGCAUAUCAGAUGCGUAGAGGAACCGGGGCAUACCUACCAGCAUGUGUACCCCCCACGCUGUCAGGCAGACCGCCCGAAGGAAGUGCAGAUACCCCAGGGGAGCAUCCAAUUCAACGCGAAAUUCGAAAGCUCAAACCUGCAGUGCGUGCUGAAGGAGAAAAACAGAGAAGUCUAUUCCAUUUUUUUAAAACAGGACAUACGAUCGAAUGAGAAGAAGAACCAGUGGUUUUACUUCAGCGCAAGUUACAUCCCAGGCUCCUACUACCAGAGUGACUACUUUGAGGGGAGGAAAAAAAAAAAAAAAGAGCAAAGUGACAUUAAUAGAAUUAUUAAAGAAGGUAGCAAUGAUGCCUACUUGGACAGUAAAGAGGACUUGAAAGUCUCUUUGGAUUCUUCCGAUUUAUUUCUCAUCAGCGAUGUUAAAAAAUUAGAGAAGCCCUUUUCUGUCCUUUUUAGAAUCGAAAAUAUGUCUAGACCUUUUUUCUUAUACAGAGAGGGACACUCUCCUUUGGUUUUUUCCGAGUGUAGAAGCGUGAAGGAGGAGGUCCUCUGGGAGAGGGCAGCAUACAACGUUACCUACACGAGGAAUGACACCCCUAGGCACUACAAUUUAAAGACAAAUGCGUUUGAGAAAUUAUCCUAUUGCACCUACACACUGGAAUUCGCCUACGAUUUUAUUUACCCUUACGAUACUGUUUAUUUCGCUAGCUCCCUCCCGUAUACCUACUCCUAUUUGAUGAAAUACCUGGGGCUACUUAAGAGCCACGUGAGCAGCGAGCAGGAGGGGCAGAAGAGAAUCAACUACGUGCAGGGCACCCUGUGCACGACGGCUUUGGGGCUCGCCUGCCCCGUCCUGGCCGUCACGAAUUACGACGGGGAAGCGGCAGAUGAAGCGGCUGCCGAAGCGGGAACUGCAGAUGAAGCGGCAGAUGAAGCGGCACCUGACGCUGCUCCCAAUGGGGAGAGCCGCCUCGUAGGUGCAGAGAACUCUGGGCGGAACUACGCUGAGCCAACCGACAUUGAGGGGUCGCAUCGGAGCAAAGCCCCCGGGGAGGCAGGCCAACCGAAGGAGCUGCAUCCCGUUGGGAGUGUCAGCGUGCCUGUUGAGGAAGAUCACAAGCUGGUGGAUGCCGCGAAGGAGAGACUGCACCACUGCUGCGAGGAAAGCACAUACAUUGACGACGCGAUGUGCAUGUACAAUUUGUGCCAUCACAGACGGACAGGUGGUCGACGAGAAGGGGAGGACAACCCAGGACAGAGGAGCCCCCGUAAAUGUUCUAACGCGUUCAUGAGACAGUUUGAGCGGCUGCUGGAGAGACCUCCCCUUCAUCCGCUAAGUCACGAUGGAGGGAGGCGCCCGCGUGGAUCGUCGACGUCGCCUUCUUUAAGUGGCUCCUCCAAAGUGGUAACUUCUCCCACCCCCGCGGGGGAACCGCCCAGUCAGGCACCCCUCGAAGAGAAGAAAAUCAUUUUCCUAACCGCGCGAGUGCACCCUGGGGAGACGAACGCCAGCUACGUCAUGCAUGGCUUCCUCGCGUUCAUCACGUCCGACAGUGCAUACGCCGAUGCUCUCCGCGACAAUUUCAUUUUUAUAAUCAUACCCAUGUUGAACGUGGAUGGAGUGGUGCUGGGGCACAACCGGCUCUGCUCAAAUGGAUUUGACCUUAACAGGCAAUGGAAUCGACCCAUUUAUUAUUUGCACCAAACGGUGCACACAGCCAAGGCUCUCAUAAAAAGAAUCCACAGGAAGGGAAGGGUCGUCUUCUUCUGCGAUUUCCAUGGGCACUCUAGAAAGUAUAAUUGUUUUUUUUUUGGGAAUUUUGAUAGUCGGGCUCAGCUGAGGGGUAGGAAGUUGGCUGAGCUAUUUUGCCACGUGAUGGGAGCCUCCCUUCCGUGGUUCUCCCUGGAGGAUACACAUUUUAAAAGUGAGAGUGUAAGCAGGGGAACGGCGAGGAACGUCUGUGGAGGCGAAUUCGCCAUCGACUGCAGCUACACGUUUGAGGUGUCCCUCAUCGGGGUCAAGGUGAGGAGCGCAGAAGCGGCGCCGCCAGAGGGGGGAGGCCAAACGGACGAAGCGAACGAAGCGCGUCAAACGAGUGAACCUCGCGACGGAGAAGAACUCCCCACCCGUGCCGCCCAAGAACAGAAAUGGGACUUUUUUUUUUUCGAUGAGAAUGUCUUGAUGCUGACGGGGAUCUCCUUUGGAAUAAGCCUCUUCAAGUUUUUUAAUUUUGUGUCCCACCAUGAGGGGGACAUAUCGGAGGGGGAGAGGCAGCAGGGGGAGCAUAAUAAUAAGAAGAAAAUGGCGAGCGUAAAUGAAAGCGCAGAGGUGCCCCCUUCGCGCGUUAAAGCUAAGGGUAGUAGGGUGCAGCUCGGUGGCCAGUUAGCAUGUCAUAGGGGUAAUUUGAACAGGCUGGAGAGGAAGAGGAGAGGCGAGAUGGUGAAGAAGGCAAGUUUGGAGGGGGUCCUACCAUUGGGCAGGGUCGUUAUAGAGCCUUCUUCAGAUGUGAAGAGUGAUGCGGUGGAGCCUGCUGCAGAUGUGAAGAGCCACCUCGAUGGGGGACACCCUUUGGAAGGUGGUAUCCGUAGUAAGGCUUAUGAAGCGAAGGGGGACGCAGAGACAACAUCAUCAUCCCCCCCAGGCAAGUCCACUUCGCGGCAGCUCCGAAAGGACUUGCGAGCAGUCAAAGGGAAGGGUCUACCCAACAGGAAGAAGGAAGCAAAGGCGAGAGCAAAAAAUGGCGAGAGUACCAAAAUUCACGAUGAGGAAAAAACAUUGGGUGAAAUUGCUACCAAGUAA